CAAAAGUGACGCGUCUAUCCUCGUGCAAUGUCUAUGAUCGAUACGUAUCGCUGCUUUGGGGACUGUUCGUUCGGCAUUGUUGUCGACACUGCUCGGAGCUGCCAUGGGAUAAUUUUGAAUUUAGGAGAGUGUAACGUAUCGCUCGAUGUUUUUCACCUGUUGCUUUUAGAUUUUCGUGUGACAACCGUGCCCGUGUUCUCUUCCAGGAUGGUAAACGUUACUGGCACUUUAACGAAAGAUAAAAAAGGAAACGAUAAGAGGACAUCUGCGGACGAUAUGGAUGAAGAGCGCAGAAGAGAUUUGUCCUACCUCUAUCUUUGCCACUUGGAAGAAGCCAAGAAAUGGAUGGAAUCAUGCUUGAGAGAAUCAUUACCCCCAUCAAUGGAACUAGAGGAGAACCUUCGCAAUGGAGUGUAUCUGGCCAAACUCGGUCAUUUUAUGGCACCCAAUAUUCUGCCCUUGAAUAAAAUCUAUGAUAUUGAACAGCGCAGAUAUAAAGCUGUUGGAUUGCAAUUUCGUCAUACUGACAAUAUAAAUCAUUUUCUAAAAUGCUUGGAAUCCGCGCAAUUACCAUUGACAUUCUUGCCAGAAACAACAGAUAUAUACGAUAAGAAAAAUAUGCCACGACUAAUAUAUUGCAUUCACGCUCUUAGCAAGCAUUUGUUUAAAUAUGGGAAAGCGCCACCAAUGUCAGAUUUAUAUGGAAAAGUGAAUUUUUCUGAGGAAGAAAUUGAUACCGUUACUAAAGAAUUGCAAAAACAUGGCAUUCAAUUGCCCGCUUUUCAAAAAAUAGGAGGUCUAUUGACGAACAGCACAACUACGAAUGCAGCCAUACUUCAUGACGCUGUGAUUGCAAUUAAUCAAGCUGUGAUAGAUAAUGAUAAUGAUAAAAUUUUACAAAAACUUCAAAGUAAAGAGAUGCAAUUAAAUAACAUUGAACCUGCGUAUAUAGAAAAAUAUGCUGAGACAUUGUCAGAGGCUAAAGCUGCGAAAACGGAAGCAGCACUUAAUAAGUCCCUCAACGAUAGUUACGUAGCGGAUGAAUACGAUGAAUUAUUAACGCAAGCAGAAAUUCAGGGACACGUUAAUCAUGUAAAUGUUUCUUGUGCGCUCGAAGAUAUCGUUACAUCUUUAUCAUAUGACGAUGCUAAAAUAAUUGCCGCUUUGAAAGUGCCAGCAUUAUCUUUCAAGAAUAUAUUUUCUGAAAAUGUUGAAGAUUAUAAAGAACAACUAACGCUAAUAUUGAAUAAAUUCGAUUGGAGUGAUAUUUAUCCAUCUGAAAGUAUUCAGUACUGGAAAGAUACGUUUCAGAAUGCAAUUAACAAAGGAAAUGAGAACGCACAACGACAUCGCCAACGAGAAAAUACUAUCGAUCGUCUGAAGAUGGCUUUAGAAUCUGCUGACACAAAAAAGUUUUAUGAGAUUUUGAAAACUCCAUGUCUGGAAAUCUCUCACUGCAUUGAUGAGUUUGCAUUUCCAUUGUAUUAUCAAGAGAUGAGAGAAGAUUAUAUACAAUCUGGGACCAAUAUUACUUACGCUGAUAUAGUCAUUUGUAUACCUAUCUUAUCUGUUAUUGCUGCUAUUACUAAAGCAGUGGACACAGGAAAUCCAGAUCUUGUGUAUGAGAAGCUGUCGAAUCCUGAUGCAUGUUUAACUGGAUUAGACGAAUUUAAUAAAGUUAAAUAUGCUCGAGCAUUAACAACGGUUCGGCAAACGAAGCUAAAAGCGUCUCAAGAAUGCUCUAUAUUAACUUACAGUGAUAUUGAACAAUGCAUCAAUUCAGUGAACGCACAGUGCGACGAAGGUUUUGAAGUUAUACAGAUUUUGCAGCAGAUUAAUCGAGCCGUAGCAGCAAACGAUCAUGAGGGUAUGAUGAAAGCUUUGAUCCUGAUUAACGAAAAGUUUGAUAUACCUACAUAUCCGCAUGAUGCAUCGUUUUAUUUGAAACUGUUUAAGAAACGUUUAUUUGAAAAAGAAUCUGAUGAAUCUGAAUUAUGGCUGGAUGAUGUCAAAGCUAUAGCGAAGACAGUGACAUCAGAGAUUGAGGAAAUGCAAGAAAUGAUAAUAUUUUUGUGUGAUAUCAACACGUAUGUGGAGAAAAAUAAUAUAAUAGAAACUCUCGACUGCUUGAAAACGCUUAGUAUACCUAAAAGAUUUGAAGGAUUUACUAAGGAAUGUCAAGAGAGAUGCUUUCUAGCACUGCGGCAGUUACAGAAGCGGAAGCGCGAAAUGUACAGAUCUCCAUAUGUUUGCUAUACUACCAAUAAAGGAAAUAAAAUUUAUAUCGAUUUGAAAGGCGGAACAUAUGCGUGGGAACGUCCAAUAGAUUUUAUGAAAACUGGUUAUCUUACCAUGGAUGAUAUAAAUGAAACAAUUAAAUCUAUUAUAGCAGAAAAACGUGAAGAAGAUUAUAUGAUGUACGAUGAAAAAUUACUUAUUAAACUUCAAGCUUGCAUUAGAGGAUAUUUGUUUCGUAAAAGAAUUAACGAUAGAUAUGCUUAUUUCGACGAUAACCUGAGAAAAAUCAUCACAAUACAAGCGUGGUGGAGAGGCAUCAGGCAACGAAAACAAUAUCGUAAACUGUUGAAAAGAAGGCGACAGAAUAUGCUACUACAUCAGAAUAAAUCCUUAAAUGCAAAAACAAAUAACAAGGAUAACAGAUCAUGUCAAAAUAAAUUAUUAAAUGCAAGAGCAAACGACAAGGGUGAUAGAUUGAGUCGAUAUAAAAGACACGAAGACAAGAUAAUUAAGAUACAAGCUCUGUGGCGCGGCCGAGCAUCAAGAAAAGCUUUUCACUCUUUACUGCGAUCGGAAAAACCAUCGUUCCCUGUGGUCAGAUAUUUUUCAACGGUAUUAGGUUUUAGCGCCGAGGAUUACGACAAAGAUUUAGAAUUACAAAAAUUAAAACACGAAGUCGUCCAAUGUAUAAGACACAAUCAGAAUCUAUCAGAACAGUUGAAUAGCAUGUUCGUUAAAAUAGGAUUACUCAUCCAGAACAGAAUAGCGUUACAGGAUGUAGUGGCGCACGGUAAAAGUUUGGAUACUCUUGCGAAGGAAAAGAACGCAAACAAGGAUCAAAACAUUUUAAACGAUAUUACUACAUCGAUGGCACACAAAGGUCUCAAAUCGUUAACAAGAGAAGGUCGUAAAAUGUUGGAGGGCUAUCAGCAUUUGUUCUACGCGUUACAGACUAAUCCGCAAUAUUUGUCAAAACUGUUGUAUCUGCCUCCUAGCAAUAAGUCAAAUAAGUUGUUCCUGAAGAACAUUAUUUUGACGCUAUUUAAUUUCGGAUCGAAUACUCGGGAAGACUAUUUACUGCUGAAACUCUUUGGUUGCGCGUUGAGAGAAGAGAUUAAAUGCAAUUGCCAUCAGCCCUCCGAUGUGUUGACCGGCAAACCACUAGUUCGUGAAAUGGUGGUCAAUUAUGCGAAACAAUUCAACGGUCAGGCAUCAUUAAAACAGAUCGUAGGUCCAUUGAUCGAGAAAGUCCUGGAAGAGAGAGAUCUGUGCAUAGAAACAAAUCCGGUAGACAUAUACAAGCUUUGGCGAAAUCAGUUAGAAAUGGAAUGCGGCCAGUCUUUAAAUAUGCCUCACGCGGUAUCUCAGGAACAAGCGUUGAAGCACAUUGAAGUACGAGAGUCGCUUACGCGAGCGAUAAAUCAAUUGAAGAAAAUAUCCCUCGAAUUUCUUGAUAGGAUAACGCAGUCCCGCGAUCUGAUCCCUUAUGGAAUGCUCUACGUUUCGAAAGUCUUGUACAACACCUUGAUGGAAAAGUUUCCACAUGCUCCCGAGAAAGAUAUCUUGAAAGCAGUUGGCAAUUUAAUUUACUAUCACUUCAUCAACGCUGCGAUCGUAGCACCGGAUACCUUCGAUAUCGUAACAUUACCAGUCGACAGAACAUUAUCCUCCUGCCAGAGGAAGAAUUUGGCCAGUAUAGCGAAGGUGUUGCAAUUCUCCACCUCGAAGAAAGGUUUCGGCGAGGAGGCACCGCAUUUAGAGUGUUUGAAUCAGUUCAUAAUUGCCUGUCACGAGAAGUUUAAGGACUUCUUCCGGUACUGUUGUCAAGUGGAAGACCUCGAGGAGCACUUCAAUAUUCACGAAUACACAGAGGCGACGCUUAUACAAAAUCCGGAGAUAUGCAUAUCUUUACAGGAAAUCUGCGAGAUGCAUGCUCUGAUGUUGAAUUACGUGGAUCAAAUAGCACCGGAUCCAUCCGAUCCUUUGCACGACUUGUUGGACGAUCUGGGCCCAGCGCCGACCGUAGCGUCAUUGCUCGGGAUAUCCAACGCAGUGUACGAAGCAAACUUGGCACGAUACAGCAAGCAGGAGGUAUGCCUGGUACUAACUAACAAGUUCCAGGUGCCUCGGAACGACGACGCGAAUCUGAGCAACCUCUUUGUAAAAACGAAGGAGUUGCUCGUGUCGGUUAUCCCGUUUUUAAAGAAAUCGACUCUGAUGGAGUCUUUGGAGACCGUAUCCUCUCCGAUGUCCGUGAAACUGUUUGACUAUUCGUCCGUAUCGCCGACAGUUCGCGAGAGUUCAUCUAUAAAUGACUGUAAGAUUCGAUUACGCGCAUAUCUCAACAAGCUGGAACUCGAAGGAUGGGUCAGACGCGCGGAUGGUUAUCAAACGAUCGUGACCGCGAUAGCGAGAGACAUUUGCAACAAGAGCAAAUACCGCGUUGCGAGGGACAAGGAGUUGCAGACACUGCGGGCGACCAAGGUGCGAUUGGAAGAGAAGACGCGCUAUUACCAGGAGCAGGUUGGAUUCUACAACGAGUAUAUUAAGGGCUGCCUCCAGAAUCUGCACAGAGGAAAGAGUUCGCUUCGCGCGUACCAGGCGACGCAGAAGGACACUUACACGCAGUGUAAACUGAGAUCGAAGAUGACGGUGAAAUAUUCCGCGUGGAAGCUGCAGGAGAAGGGUGUGUUGAUGGAGGUCGACCAAGCGCUGAGUCCGACGGAGAUGAAGAAUGUGAUUUUCGAGAUAAGCCCGACGGAACACAGUGGCGUAUUUGCCGUUCGCUGCAAAUUCAUGGGAGUCGAGCUGGAGAAGCUCGACAUCAGCAUACAGGAGUUGCUCGAGUUGCAGUACGAGGGAAGACCCUGCAUGGAUAUGUUCGGUAGAGCGAAGGUCAACGUGAAUCUGCUUCUGUAUCUGCUGAAUCGAAAGUUUUACGGCAAGAAGAGCUGAAGAGACUGUUUUAACAAUCUUCUAACGGAAUUAGAAACAAUGGAAUCGAUUCACGCGUGUUGCAUGUGCAAUUUGUUGUUAGCACAGCAUGUUUAGAACGAAAGUUGAUAUUUUAUCACAAUGAUGAGUAAUCGAUGAUUUGAUACGAUUCUUUUCGUAUUUCGAGACCGUUUGAAAGUUGGCACACAAAACUGCAUAUAAUACCUGAAGUGGGAGAAAAGUUCGUAAAGUUUCACUUUUUCUUCGAAAAUAAAGCGAGCUAAUUGUCUUCUCUUCAAUGAUGCAAGUGCAAUUACACGUGCGUCGUAUACAAAAGGACUGUUUUUUCUGACUACAAGAUAGUUUCCUUCGAUUUUAUUCUUUCUCCUUUCUCUUUACUUUCUCUUACUUUCUCUUGUUUCUUAAUGUAAUUAUAUAUUCACUUUUUGAAUGAAGAAAAAACGGUCGACAAGACAAAAAAGAACAGACUAAAAUUCAAUCUUUCGCUGUAAUUAAGUGCUUUAUAUUUUUUUAAUCUGAAGGAUAUGGUGUAUAUUACGUCCACUUGUCACUGAUUUUAUUUUACGUGACGUUUUCUUUCAAUAAUUAAGCUAUCAGCAAACAUUACUAAUAUUUUAUAAACUAUCGCACAUCCCAGUAAUACAUUUAGUAAUCCGUUUAACAGCAAUCUAUCUAGUCUAUGAUAUUUCGUUUGUAAAUAAUCGUGUUUGUGAGUAUUUGAAAUAUAUUAACAAUGCAACGACGAUAGCUUGACAUCACAUUAUAUAUGUAUAUGACGAGUCUGCGAAUUUGUUCAGUUUGUGAUUGCGAAUCGGUAUGUGCGGAUUUCGAAGUGUGAGCUGACAAAAUUAGAAUUGUUCUAAGUUAAAAUGGAAUAAGGAAGCUUCGAUUGGCAUUGUAAUAUACAUAUACGAUUUCAGCAGUCGAAUUAAAUUGUCAAUUUUAAUAAAUUUUAAUAAAAUAUUUUUAUGCACUACUCG
This is a messenger RNA of Solenopsis invicta (red fire ant), 6173 nucleotides long. Its product is annotated as ras GTPase-activating-like protein IQGAP1. Gene Ontology annotation, cellular component: cytoplasm. Gene Ontology annotation, biological process: regulation of actin cytoskeleton organization; regulation of GTPase activity. The coding region runs from base 28 to 5193 and encodes 1721 amino acids. The transcript is spliced from 19 exons. The record is from RefSeq and is a predicted model, not a curated record. Lineage: Eukaryota; Metazoa; Arthropoda; Insecta; Hymenoptera; Formicidae. Gene Ontology annotation, molecular function: actin filament binding; calmodulin binding; GTPase activator activity.